CAUCCAGACCGCCGCCUCAGACUCCAUCAUCACAUCCAGAAAACAACGGUCCAAGCUGACAGCUCCUCUCUCUGAACCCAGUGUCAGGAUCUUCACCUGUCCAAACCUCAUACAGACAUGGCAUCUGUUGGUCCGCUGCUCCUGCUGAUGAUGUCAGCCUUUUUCAUCAUCUCCAGUGUGACCACAUCUCCAUCUGCUGACCAAAGCGAACAUGAGAAAGCCCUUCUCGAGAAACUAAAACAAGGCAAAGAAAUAGCCAAAAGUGCACUAAAGGCUGGUUUAAAAAAUAAGGAGGACAUCAAAAAAAUUGGUGAACUUUUUCUAACUUUAAUCGCAGGCAUUGGGAGGGCGGUAAAAGGCACUGAUCAUGAUAUUCUUAAAUCUGCUAUGUCUGUGGCUAAUGUUGUGCCAGUGGUAGGUACUGCAUUUUCCUUACUAAUGACAAUAGUGAUAGUGAUAGUCGAACAUGUUAAUGACAAAUCAUUACUGAAAGAUAUCAAGGAAGAAUUUGAAAAAAUCGAUCUUAAGCUUGAGAAGCAUCAUCGGGAACUAAAGUGGAACAUCUGGGCAGCUGCAUCUUAUUCUAAGCCAGAGAUGAAAAUUAGGACUGCCUGGACUGAAUACAAAACACUGCUGGGCAGUCUCGCUGGGGCAAAAGAUGAGGAUGAAAAGAAAAGACAUGAACAAAGCUUUAUAGAAGCCUACUCAAAAUAUGAGAAAGCUCCUCGGGAAAUGGGAGAGUUGCUGAAAAAAACAGGAAAGAGCUUCAUUAAUAACCUCGGGGAUGAACUGGCUGAACAUGUUAAAUGUCACGAGAAGGAAAUCAUAGAAUAUACUUAUCUCAUUCUUACACUUAUCUUCAAGGGCAACACGAUGAAUCAAUUCUACUACAGACUGAAGAACAUACAGUCUAAAGCGAGAGAUGAUGAGAUGAAGAAGAAUGUAUAUGAAGCAAUGACAGCAAUGUUUGAAAUCCAAAAACAAUGCAUUGAUAACAGUAUGACUUAUGUUAAACAGGACGUGAAACCACUUAUUGAUAAAUCUAAAAAACGUGAUGACUUGGCAAAGGAAGUCUGGAAUUUUCUGCAGAAGACAUAUGACAGGUAUGACUGGAUGGUUGUUGGAUUUAUAGCCAAAAAAUCCAGCCAUGAAACAAUUAAAACCCUGAACAAACACGUGCUGACAGGAUUCCAGGAUGUGCCAACAGAGCGCAUUACUGUGGCCGUAUCCAGACAGGUGAAAGGGACUCACAGCAAAGUACAGGAGGUCAGCAAAGCCAUUGAGAAGUGUAUUAAUAAGAAGGUUUUGUGUUACAAGGUGGCAAAGACACUCAGCACAUGUGGGGAAAAGGUGGCAGGAAUUCCAAUGUCUCAGACUUACACAGCAGUCCACGCCUAUACUAGAAAAGCUCACCAAAGCAUUGAGGCAAAGGAAGCUAACCCUAAAGCUAAAGUUGAAGACCAAGCUGAUGAUGAAGAUGAAAGCAAUGCUGCUCCUGAAAACCCUUCAGGUCAGACUCCUUACAUUUACACAGGGGAGUGUGAGAAAUCUCCAGGUGUGAAGCAUGGAAAGUUUGUGGUUCUGAUCAAAAGUGACGAAGAAAUGAUGGAAAAAGAUCCGUGUGCCAAACAGGACUGUGGGCAAGGAAAAGGCAGAGGAAGCUGUGUUCCAAUGAAAGACAUGUUCCUUGGAAUUUGCCAGUGUAUUUAUCCAUACUAUGGGCUUCACUGUGAGAAUGACAUAAAUGAUUAUGGUAUAGAAUUAGAGAAAGAAGCAGGGACACAGAAAAAUAAACCAACAGUGACAGACAAGAGGAGGCGAAACAAGAACUGAGACAGCAGAACAGACUUCAUGAAGUGACAUGAGCUUCUUCUCUAAAAUGACACUGAAACAUUCGCUAAAUCAUCUUUUUCCUCAGACUUAAAGUAUCUAAGAAACCAAAACCACAUUUGUGAAUGCGACUAACACUAAUCCACUGCUGCAUUCCCAGUGCCUCAAUCUGUUUGGAUCACAUGUUUGUGGCUGAUGUGCUCACCGUCACUAAGGCUAAAGCUGAUUUCAUGUAAACACAGGCGGUUAAAAAAACACCAGAGUGGGCUCUGAUUGGUUUGAACCUCCUCUGAACAUUGUUCCCUUCAAACAACCAAAGUCAGUGUACGAGCUCACGUUCACUUCAUGAGAGUUUCUGCUGUUCAUGUUUCUUUGAGCAGCAGCUGAUAAUGUGUGAACCUCUGAACAACAGUGAAGCAUUUCUCAGAGUCCAAAUCUGUGUGUUAAACUCACAUGAAUGAAAUUAAGAUAAAGUUUGUGCUCAUCUGCCAAACUGAAAGACUUCAUACAGCAAUCUGAGAACCAAUGAAAUGUGUCUGCCCUGAAUAAAGCUUCUGUUUCUCUGUCA
Oreochromis niloticus (Nile tilapia) is the source of this 2398-nucleotide messenger RNA. RefSeq lists its product as uncharacterized. The record is from RefSeq and is a predicted model, not a curated record. Bases 118 to 1833 code for a protein of 571 amino acids. The transcript has 2 exons. NCBI's taxonomy places the organism in Eukaryota, Metazoa, Chordata, Actinopteri, Cichliformes, Cichlidae.